Messenger RNA from Aureobasidium namibiae CBS 147.97, 2481 nucleotides. RefSeq lists its product as uncharacterized. The record is from RefSeq and is a predicted model, not a curated record. Bases 1 to 2481 code for a protein of 826 amino acids. Lineage: Eukaryota; Fungi; Ascomycota; Dothideomycetes; Dothideales; Saccotheciaceae. The transcript is spliced from 7 exons.
AUGUCCCCAUAUACCCCGGAGCAUAACAAAAUCAAGCGUCCGCUGACAACCAAGCCAAAUGUUGCCUUUAACAGGACUUCCACCUACGACAAAGAGAGAAAGCCCAAGCAGCCGAAGCGCGUAGCGGCAGCCGUCACUCCAAAAGCGAUCAGCGCAGAGCAAUGUGUCGUGAUCGACAGCGCGCUCACAUCAAAGAAGCCUCUCCCAGUGGAGCCAUCCUCCAGCCCUGCCAGCUCCAGAGACGAGUCGUCUGCUCAUCAUCACAAGCACAAGCGCUCUGGUGGCACAUCAAAGAAGCCACAGUCACCAACCAGCCCUGCCGUUCUCCGAGAAGAGCCGUCUGCCCAUCAUCGCAAGCGCAAGCGCUCUUCGAAGAAGUCCAAGGAACCACGGUCGCCAUCCGGUCCUACCAAUCCACAUGACGAGCCAUCCGCAAAGAAGUCACCAGAGCUCGGAUCCCCCUCCAAGAAGCCCAAACAUUCUGAGGGAGGAUAUUUACGGGACAUCGACACAUCUAAAGAGAAGGCAUUCACCCGUAAGGAUAACGACAUGAAGUCACUAAAAGCGAGCUCUCCUGCCGAGAAAGUCAGUUCUUCAUCUAGGAAGAUGUCCAACUGUUCCCAAGUUCCUUCCACUCACAACGACUCUAUCUUUUAUGUGAGGGCAGAGGCUGAGGCACUCUGCCUUCCCACCGUGAAACGACGAACAUUCACCCACAGUAAUGAAAAUGUGCCGAAGCUCUCCACUCACCAUGACGCAUCUACCGACGAAGACGACUGCCUAGACGCUCCAUACAACAGCCGCAACAUUCGUACAGAAGGGGCCUCCUACCUAAACGACCCUUUCACCCAAUUCACUCAGGACCUGCCUACCUCCCCUACGUGUCUUCAUUCCUCUGACGAUCAGCCUGCCAUCGGCUCCAAUGCCGACAAGCAACAGAAGAACAAGCCUUCCGUCCACCCUAAUGCCGACAUGCAACAGAAGGAUCAGCCUUCCGUCCGCCCCAAGGCCGACAAGCAACCCAGAAGAUCUGGGAGACCCAAGCCUGACGUUGGCAACGAGUACAUAGUCGACCAUGUCAGCUUCCCAGCCUCGUGCCUCACUGGACAAUGUAGUCACAAAUCGACAGAUUUCCAACAUUCAUGCCUUCACAUUUGUGGCUUCCAAGGUUGUGAGCACCAUUUUGCUUCCCCAACACAAAACUGUCGAUCCGCUCACUGGGACUCUUGUCACGCUGAAGAGUGCUUCAACAUUCUGAACCUUGCAACCUGGACGGAUGGCGUCCGCGGUGAAUAUGUCCAUAACUUCAACGCACCAGGUGACGACGAAAGCCACGACAUCCUUCGCUACGCGUUCGAUGAUGCAGAAGGCGUGUCUGGCGCCCGCGCUAAACGUAGCUGUCGCCCACAGAAGGACCUUAGCCUAGACGGACAAAUACAAUUGUGGGAAAGGACAAUGACCUCACUCUCCUUGCCUACAUAUUACGAUCCCCGAGAGUCAUCUACAGCAGUCAUCAAGGGAACUAAGGGGUGUAUCUCCAAGGACAUCGUGCACAGAGUUUUCAUUUGCGAUAUCGAUGGCGGUGACAUUAGCGACGAAGACGAAACAGAGAUGCAAACCUCCGGCCCGCGGCCAGCUGGUAAGGACGCAGCAACGUACAAAGCCUUCCUCCGGUGCGAGCUCAACUACCGACACACAACCGAUGCUGGCCUGCAGUGCCGCGAUGCGUCACAUGUUCUUGGUGACGACAGAACUUAUGCCGCCUUCCAGUGUCCAGUAUGUCAACAAGAUUCUGAUGCCGGCUUCUUGGCUUACAAGUUCUACCAGUACAUCGAACAGCCUAGUCACUGGCAAUAUCCUAUUAACAAUGUCUGCAAGAUGAAACCCGUCGACAUGGGCCAAUUUGUUGCUCACUUCCUUACAAAGUACGGUCAACGAAGGAAUACUGCCAACGCACACGCCCAGUCACUCAAGCACCAACGUCAACUAUGGACACUCAGUCUCUCGGCGAUCAACGUCAAUACCAGCCCUCAGCCUACGUAUUCCGAGCCGUACUUCCAGCACAUGAAUGCCAUCGCUCAACGAGAAGAUCAUGCCAUAUUCGUGUUCAGGCAGUCUUCCCGUCAGCCAGGCUUCCAUGACGAUUAUCUCCACAGAAUCACCAAGGUGGCAGCAAGGACAGUCGUUGCACUGCAAGGCCGCAAGAGAGCAGACAUCACAUCGGCGAUGAAGAUGGUGUUACGCAAACAUUUCGAAGGUACACCGACCGCAGCCAACAAUAUAUGGCUUGAGUUGCUGUGUCAGAAUGCAGCAAGAGCGAUCUUCAAUAUUACGAAUCAACUGCUUUGUGGCAAGAUGCACGGCCGACGGCCGUUGCUUGUCCUCAUGGCUAACAAGCCUUCGGAUUCUUCAGCUCCCACGACUCCAUUCGACACGAACUCCACCCUGAUGGCGGGCUCCUACGGUCGUAGACAAAUGUGA